Molecule: messenger RNA, 1340 nt
Organism: Schistocerca cancellata (South American locust)
Lineage: Eukaryota; Metazoa; Arthropoda; Insecta; Orthoptera; Acrididae
Exons: 2
Coding region: 27-1247 (406 amino acids)
Source: RefSeq, a predicted model, not a curated record
CGCAGCAUCCACAGCACGCAAGCAGCAUGAGGACGACUGCGCUGGUGUACCUCACGGCCGUGCUUCUGGCGUCGGCCAUAGCUGAGGAUGCUGCAAAGAAGGACACCGCGAAGAAGGACAAGCGCGGUAUUCUUUACGGAGGACUCGGUCUGGGCGGUAUCGGAGGAGGCGGCAUCGGCGGAGGCUACGGCUACGGUGGAGCCAUCGGCGGCGGUUACGGAGGCAGCUACGGCUACGGUGGCGGCGUCGGUAGCGGCUAUGGAGGAAUCAGCGGCGGAUACGGAGGUAUCAGCGGCGGCUACGGAGGAAUCAGCGGCGGAUACGGAGGAGUCAGCAGUGGAUACGGAUACGGUGGUGGUAUCGGCCUCGGCUCAGGCAGUAUCGGAUUGAGCUCUGGCGGGAUUGGCCUCGGUGGAGGUGCUGGUGGGAUCGGCGGAGGGUCCGUUGGUCUUGCAUCAGGUGGGGCAGGCAUCGGUUCUUUUGGAGGUGGCCUCGGUGGUGCCGGAGUCGGCAUCGGGUCAGGUGUGGGGGCUGUAGCAGUCGCUCCGACCCAGACGGUCGUCCAGACCGUCGCAGUUCCUGAACCUCAGCCCGUGCCUGUUCCGGUAGAUCGCCCAGUCCCUGUUCCCCAGCCCGUUCCAGUUCCAGUCAGCCGUCCUGUGCCCGUCCCCCAGCCGUACCCCGUCCACGUGCCCCACCCAGUCCCCGUUCCAGUAAGCCGACCAGUCCCCGUUCCAGUGAGCCGUCCAGUUCCAGUGCCCAUCUCACGUCCCGUCCCUGUUCCAGUGCCCCAGCCGUACCCCGUGCGAGUGCCGCACCCAGUUCCAGUCGGUGUCCCUCAGCCCUACCCUGUGACUGUCCCUGAACCACGACCUGUACCAGUCCCAGUCCCUGUAUCGACUGGAGUCUCCUCUGUUGGCCUCGGAAGCGGAAUUGCUUCUGGAGGAUCCUUCGCCGGUGGUUCUGGAAUAGGAUCUGCUGGCCUCAUCGGUGGAGCUGUAUCAUCUGGCAUCUCCGGUGGAAUCAUCUCGUCCGGUAGUUCCCUGGGUGGUGGAUACGGCAGUGGAUACGGCGGUGGAUACGGAGGCUCUUACGGCUAUGGCGGUGGAUACGGUGGUGGCUACGGAUCUGGAGGGGUAAUCUCCUCUGGCAUCGGUAGCAGCAUCAGCGGUGGAAGCCUCUCAAGCGGCCUCUCCGGUGGCUACGGAUAUGGUGGUGGCUACAGCAGCCAUGCUAAGGUCUGGUAAGGUGCCGGCCAAGCUGCACUCUCACAGUUGAGGGCCAUCCAGGUUGCUCCACUUCAUCCUCCCCAUCACCAUCGAACCACCUGUAGUAUCAAA